Molecule: messenger RNA, 582 nt
Organism: Indicator indicator
Lineage: Eukaryota; Metazoa; Chordata; Aves; Piciformes; Indicatoridae
Gene: CRYAB
Product: crystallin alpha B
Exons: 3
Coding region: 1-525 (174 amino acids)
Biological process (GO): response to heat; protein refolding
Molecular function (GO): protein folding chaperone; structural constituent of eye lens
Source: RefSeq, a predicted model, not a curated record
AUGGAUAUCACCAUUCACAACCCCCUCAUCCGCAGACCCUUCCUGUCUUGGUUGGCACCGAGUCGCAUCUUUGACCAGAUUUUUGGAGAGCAUCUGCAAGAGUCAGAGCUGCUCCCUGCUUCCCCCAGCCUCAGCCCCUUCCUGAUGAGAUCCCCCAUCCUUCGGAUGCCCAGCUGGCUAGAGACAGGACUCUCUGAGAUGCGGCUGGAGAAGGACAAAUUUUCUGUGAAUCUCGAUGUGAAGCAUUUCUCCCCUGAGGAGCUCAAAGUGAAGGUGCUUGGGGACAUGAUAGAAAUCCAUGGGAAACACGAGGAGCGCCAGGAUGAGCACGGCUUUAUUGCCAGGGAGUUCAACAGGAAAUACAGGAUCCCAGAUGACGUGGACCCUCUGACCAUAACCUCAUCGCUCUCCCUGGAUGGUGUCCUGACUGUGAGUGCCCCAAGGAAACAAAGCGACCUCCCGGAGCGCACCAUCCCCAUCACCCGCGAGGAGAAGCCUGCCAUCGCCGGAGCCCAAAGGAAGUAGCUGCUACUUAAAGUCACCCUGAGGGGAGGGAGCCAUUCCAGGGCACUUUUCGUCAGA